Molecule: messenger RNA, 1698 nt
Organism: Penicillium atrosanguineum
Lineage: Eukaryota; Fungi; Ascomycota; Eurotiomycetes; Eurotiales; Aspergillaceae
Product: CocE/NonD family hydrolase
Exons: 1
Coding region: 1-1698 (565 amino acids)
Molecular function (GO): dipeptidyl-peptidase activity
Source: RefSeq, a predicted model, not a curated record
AUGACAGGGCAGCCUGUGAAACGCAGCUUUGCAGGAGCAAGUCUGGACUACCUUGGAGCACGCUAUGUCGGUGCAGGCCCCGAAGCAUGCAGCUACACUAAACAAGCCAUAGAGAUCCCCAUGACCGAUGGUGUCAAGCUGGCCGCUGACUAUUACGCACCUGAGUUGCCCGACAACCAGAAAUCUGCAGGUCUGAUCAUGAUCCAGUGCUGCUAUGGUCGAGGUUCAGGAAUUUCUUUCAUCAACGCCCGCAUCUUCGCUGCUCGAGGCUACCAGGCCCUGUUCGUCAGCACACGCGGUACCUAUGGCUCAGAGGGAACGUUUGACCCAGGCAGCAACGAACAGUCCGAUAGCCAGGAUAUCGUCGCGUGGAUGCGCCAGCAGCCUUGGUAUCCUGGAUCCUUUGCUACCCUGGGCGCUUCGUAUCUCGGCUACAGCCAGUGGGCGCUUUUGCACGACCCGCCUGCCGACUGUGUCGCUGCUGUCAUCCCCGUUGGGCCUCAUGAUCAGGCCUGGCAUGCAUGGGGUACUGGGUCUUUCCGACUUGAUCGUGCAUCCUGGAGCGAUUUGAUGUCCAAGUGCGAUGAGGAGAAGGGAAGCUUUCUCUCGCGUCUGGCAAAUAUACCUGGGUUGAGCUUUUUGCGGUCGUCGGAACUUGAAGAGGCCGUGGCUGGCUUGCCACUGGAAGCUAGCUUGCAGAAGUACUUCGGUGACAAGGCCCCAUGGCUAUUUGAGUACUUGAAGCAUCCCAAUGUCGAUGAUGACUACUGGACGCCACGACGACACCAUAUUGCUCUUCAGCGUGCGAACAUUCCCAUCCUCCUGAUUAGUGGCUGGUACGACACGUUCACAACGCAAACGAUGCACCAAUUCAAACAUCUCCGUGGCCGGGGCGUGAAUGUGAACCUUGUCGUCGGCCCCUGGACACAUGUUCAAGGCUCAGGUCUAUAUUCCAUGCCGGAGAUACUAGACUUCCUCUCUGAGCAUGUUGCAAAAACUGAAGAUGCGCGAUCAAAUCGGGAGGUCGGAGUACCCCAUGCACGUCAGGCCCGCAUCUUCAUCACAGGCUCCCAGGAGUGGCGCUCAAUGCCUACCUGGCCUCCAGAUACUCGACCGAAGACCCUAUAUCUACAAGAAAACAACGGCAUUGGACCAGGACCUCCUGUGCUGGACACAAGCCCUGCUUCCUUUGUCUUCGACCCCCUGAACCCUACCCCCAGCAUCGGUGGCAAUCAAAUGUCUUCUGGUGGACGUGUGGACGAUAGCGCCUACGCAAAAAGAUCAGACGUGCUAGCCUUCACGAGCGAGCCUCUAUCAGAAGACCUCGAGAUCUUGGGUAUCCCAUCUGUUCGCUUGAUACAUACAAGCGAUCCACCCUUUGCAGACCUUUUCAUAAGGCUCAGUGAGGUCGACACCCACGGCGUGUCCCACAAUAUCACUGAGAUUUACCAGGCGCUCGACCCGUCUCGCGACACAUCUAAGCCACUUAACCUGGAUCUACAAGACUGUGCUCAUCGAUUCAGAGUUGGCACGCGUAUGAGACUUAUUGUCGCGGGUGGUUCUUUUCCGAUGUAUGCGAGAAGUCUUGGAACCGAUGAGGACCGUCUACGUAGUGAUAAAACUACUCCUCAGAAGCAUACUAUUACUAUCGCCGGUGGAGUUUCGCAGCUUGUGUUGCCUACUACGUCUGCUGUUUGA